AGCCUUCGAAAGGAGACACGGCUUUUGUCAGUCACGUGACGUGCAGCUGUCACUACGUCACAGCCUUCGGUCUGGAUAAGUCCACAUGAACGAAAAAUGGCGUUCACAUUUGCGGCCUUUUGUUAUAUGCUGGCGUUACUGUUGACGGCGGCCCUUAUUUUCUUCGCUAUUUGGCACAUAAUUGCAUUUGAUGAGCUGAAGACUGACUAUAAGAAUCCCAUAGACCAAUGUAACACAUUAAACCCGCUCGUGUUGCCGGAGUACCUCAUCCAUGUGUUCUUCUGUGUGAUGUUCCUGUGCGCCACAGAGUGGCUGACGCUUGGACUCAACAUGCCUCUGCUGGCCUAUCAUGUCUGGAGGUAUACCAGUCGCCCUGUGAUGAGUGGACCUGGCUUGUAUGACCCCACUACUAUAAUGAAUGCGGACAUUCUGGCAUACUGUCAGAAGGAGGGCUGGUGCAAACUCGCUUUCUACCUCCUGUCGUUCUUCUACUAUCUUUAUGGGAUGAUCUAUGUUUUGGUGAGCUCUUAAAACUGGAUGCUGCUGCUUUGGAAGAUUGUAUGAAGUUUGAGAUGCUCUGAUUUUAAAACCCGAAAGGAGCUGAAUUUGAACUCUGCCGUCUCUCAGUUCUGCUCCGCUGUUUCAAAUGGAUGUUUGACUUUAUUUAAUCUGCAUCAGCCAACAGUGAUUCUGGAUGCUGGCAGCCUGCACACCUCCAGAACUGCGCACACACAAAAAUAAGACAUACACUAUACGCACAUGUCAAGACUCUUCACACACUAAAAGCAUCAGUAGAUGAGAUUAAUCUGUUUACACUGACUGGAUCAUGUCUAAAGCAGAGACACAAGGGCUAAAAAACUAGAGUUGAUGGAUAUGGUCAAAGAUUUUACUCUCAUCAACUUCUUCAAACUGUGGGACAAAAUAAAGAUCUUGAUGGUAGCGUUUUUACCGACGCCAUAGACUUAUUUUAUCUACAAAAUAUUACUGCCUUGUAGCUCAGUCGGUUUUAUAAUUUGUCCUGAGUUGUCUGCUGCUUUAGUGGUUUUUGAUCUUGCCAGUCCACAUUUCUGAGCUAAUACAGGUGGUCUACUUCAUAUUGAUGGUUCUUAUCAGAUUACUUUUAAUUUUCCAUUUCAGUGUUACAACCAUUAAUUACAGUCUUGCUUGUAGCAAAUGAGAACUGAUGCUUUCAGUGUGUGGAAGGCUUUACUGCACAUAGCCUGGAAAUACUCAAAUCUUUUUUCUUUGAAUCUUUAUUUUCUUGUGUGUUUUGCAUUUCUAAGAAUUGUUUUUGUUUACUGCAGUUGUAAUUGUGUUUUUUUGUGAUAUAGAAGAGCUGGGAGUGAACUAUAUUUUAUUGAAUAUUUAGGUUUAAUGUUGGCAUGAUCUCAGUGUGCCAAGAAACCAUUUUCUUUUAAUCCGUCAGUAAUCGUGGACCGAUUGUGAUUCUGGUAGUAUUUGAAUCUGGUGUUUUACCAGCAUUCAAAUCAAAGCUGUGUGGGUGAAUCCUGAAAGACAGUGCACUUGGUCCUAAUCACGAAUCUGGAUCACUUAUGUGAUAUUUAGAGAAAUAGAAUAUCUCAUAUUUUUUUCCUGCUUCAUAACCGUGUGAUUCCAGCCUGAUGUGUGCAUUUGAAUGGUAUAAAGUAUUUGCCUGAACUGUAGUAAAUUGUGGUAAUUAUUUUUCUUUGCUUUGUAAUAUUGCUUUAAAAUUCCCAACAAAAUUUUCAUAGACACUCUCAUGACUAUCGUUCAUGGCCCAUAUUACCAUAUGUUAUAUAUUAGUAAAUACGCUGAUCUCUUCCUUUUUAGUGAUGGGUGACACCUGCUGUCUGUACCCAUAACUCAAGGUUAUUCGAUUGUUAAAAUAUUGAUAGCUGCAAAAAAAUUAAUAACCAAACCAUGUUUUGGUUUAUUCUGAUAAAAUAUGGGGUUGUUUUUUUUAUAUAUAUAAUAUAUGAACUCCUGUAAUCUGAUCAUUUUAUGAGUGAUAAUCACUGUUGCCAAAAGUUGGCACAUAUUUCUGAUGAAUAAUGCGAAAUUCAUGUUAAAAAUAAAACUGAAAUUUCAUUUUCCUGCUUUGUUGAAUACUGAAAAAAAAAAUGAAUGAACACAUUAUACAGUACAUGUAUGUUUCAAUAUACAGAAAAUGAACUAUUUUUUUUAUAUGUGUUGCAAAAGUACAUUUAAUAAAAUGUUUUAG
This is a messenger RNA of Xyrauchen texanus (razorback sucker), 2203 nucleotides long. RefSeq names its product protein cornichon homolog 1-like. The coding region runs from base 97 to 531 and encodes 144 amino acids. The record is from RefSeq and is a predicted model, not a curated record. NCBI's taxonomy places the organism in Eukaryota, Metazoa, Chordata, Actinopteri, Cypriniformes, Catostomidae. Gene Ontology annotation, biological process: vesicle-mediated transport. The transcript has 5 exons.